AUGGCUUGCCGCUUCGAUCACACGGCAUACCCGCACCUCAUCGACGCCAUCAUUGCGGCUGCUGAUGUCCCGGCGCUCCUCAAGCUGCGCGCCACGAACAGGUCGUUCUGUGCGCGGGCUGACGAUCUUCUCUUCGGCCAUGUCCGCCUCGACGUCGGUGGCGAGGCCACCACCCUGUGCGAGGCUUCCAGUGGCCACCGGCUGCCAUUCAAGCCGGACCUGGUGAGGGCCGCAGACGUAGGGUCCCGCGGCCCUCACGAUGUCGUCGCGCCCCUCGCGCGCCUGGACACCCUCCGCCGCUCCGGGGACGCGAUGUACGCCCCCUCUGCACCCCGGCGCAUCACCACCCUGAUCGACUUUAUCGAUCUGCACCCGCCCACUUUGACCGGCGCGACUCCCACCCCGACUACUGCCGAUGAGGAUGACGACGACGGGGUCUAUGGCGACGUCUUGGGCCGCCGGUUCGCCCUUGACCGCCACAGCGCCGACCGCUGGACGGUCGCGUACCCCUUCAGCGUCGAUUCCUACAUCCUGCAUAUCCGGCUUGAUACCGCUUCAACAAUGCCAAGGCUGUGGCGAUACUUCUUCGACGGGAUGGCCAGCUUGUCCUCGGGCGCAAGCCUCACCCGCCUCGUGCUGGUGCUCCACCCGCCCGAGCUGCCCACCCCGGCCAGCAUCAGCAUGACACUGGCGCUUUCCCUGCUGGCAUCCCAGCAAGCGGUCAUUUCUAUGAGCUCCGGCAGCGUGACCUUUGUCGGUGUCGACGUGCUCGCUAAGGCGGGUGGAACGGGUGCCGAGGUCUCCGAGUGGCUCCGCCAGGUGCGCGUGUUCGGCUCCGUCUGGGCGCCACAUCUGGAGACGCGGUGCAUCUCCAUGCAGGACUGGCGAGCUGAGCUCGGUGCCAGGGCCACGCUCGAGGGAGAGUGGGUGGGUGGGGAGUGCGCGUGA
Messenger RNA from Vanrija pseudolonga, 948 nucleotides. RefSeq lists its product as uncharacterized. The transcript has a single exon. The record is from RefSeq and is a predicted model, not a curated record. Bases 1 to 948 code for a protein of 315 amino acids. Lineage: Eukaryota; Fungi; Basidiomycota; Tremellomycetes; Trichosporonales; Trichosporonaceae.